UUACGAACCUGCAAGCCACCGCUCCGGGAAAAGCGCGAUGUCGGCCAAACGAUCACGUGAGCGUCCCCCGUGUUGUCAUGUGACUCGGGUCCACGUUUAGAACGACAAACAUGAGACCGCGGCCGGGAGUGGAAACCUUUUGCGUCUUGCUGCUCGUCCUGUGGGCCGUCGCGGUUCCGGUCCGAGCGCGCGGACGCUCGUCGUUUUUCGGCAAAAAAUGGCCCAACGUCAGCGGGGUCAAGGGCGCCGACCCCGGCGCCCCUCUUUUUCUCACCCCGUACCUGGAAAAGGGCGCCAUUGACGAAGCCAGGAAGUUGAGCUUGGUUGGAAAUCUGCCCGGCCAAAAUGUGAAGAGUUACGCCGGCUACCUGACUGUCAACAAGGAAUACAACAGCAACCUCUUCUUCUGGUUCUUCCCGGCACUCAAACCGUCCCGCGACGAUCGGGCCCCCGUCCUGCUGUGGCUGCAAGGGGGCCCCGGAGGCACCUCCCUGUUCGGACUCUUUGUGGAGCACGGACCUUACGUGGUUUAUAAGAACAUGACCGUCAACCUGCGGGAUUACGCCUGGACUGCGAAAUAUUCCGUGCUAUACGUCGAUAAUCCGGUGGGAACGGGUUUCAGCUUCACGGACGACGAGCGCGGUUACGCUCAGAAUCAGGACGACGUCGGCAGAGAUCUGUACAGCGCUUUGACGCAGUUCUUCCGACUCUUCCCCGAAUACCAGUCCAAUGACUUCUACGCGACCGGAGAGUCCUACGCCGGGAAGUACGUUCCCGCCGUCUCGUACUACAUCCACAAAAACAACCCGACUGCCGAGGUCCGGAUCAACUUGAAGGGCAUGGCCAUCGGCGACGGCCUGUGCGACCCGGAAAUGAUGCUGGGCGGCUACGGCGAGUUCUUGUACCAGACGGCCAUGAUCGACGAGGCCCAGAAGCGCUACGUGGACGCGCAGACCGACCUGGGCGUGCGGUUGAUCCGGCAGCAGAGGUGGCUGGAGGCUUUUCAGGUUUUCGACAGCUUGCUGAACGGCGACGUGGCGGCGUUCCCGUCCUUCUUCCAGAACGCAACCGGCUGCAGCAACUACUACAACUACAUGUUAUGUCAGGAACCCGAAGACCAGGAGUACUUCUCCGCGUUCGUGACGCUGCCGGCGGUGCGGCGCGCCAUCCACGUGGGCGGCCUGGAUUUCCACGACGGCUCGCGCGUGGAAAAGUACCUGCUGCGGGACGUGAUGAAGAGCGUCAAGCCGUGGCUGGGCCUGCUCAUGGACCGCUACAAGGUACUGAUCUACAGCGGCCAGCUGGACGUGAUCGUGGCGGCUCCCUUGACCGAGAGGUUCCUGCCCACCGUCAACUGGACCGGAGCGGCCGCCUACAGGACGGCGCCGCGCUUCCCCUGGAAGCUUCAGCCCCAAGACAAAGAGGUGGCCGGCUACGUCCGGCAAGUCGGGGAGUUCUACCAGGUCGUGGUCAGGGGAGGCGGACAUAUUUUGCCGUACGACCAGCCGGCGAGAUCUUUCGACAUGAUGGACAGGUUCCUGUCGACGCGAGGCUGGAAGUGAGGCGAGCGGUUGCAAAUCAGGUUCUUAUUGAUGCUGCUGCUAAUCUCCGGAUCCGAUUUGAACGAGCAAUUUUUCUUUUAUGAGAUCGUCGCCAGUCUUUUAAUCAUAUCUUCGAUUUUAAAGCAUUUGAAACAUUUUGACCUCACGAGUGAAUUUUAGUAAACUGAAUUUUUUUUUUUUUUUUUUGUAUUUCGCUUGAACUGGCAUGAAAUUAAAAUGCACCAUUCAAAAACAUUUUUGUCUCGACGUUUUCAAAGUUUACCUGUAGUAACCAUAACAACCACCAAGUGGCGCUGUAGGCAAAGCUUUUAUUUUUGUCUUCCCCCAAUUCACAAAUACGAUCUCGUGAUCAUA
Syngnathoides biaculeatus (alligator pipefish) is the source of this 1916-nucleotide messenger RNA. It is a transcript of the gene cpvl, whose product is annotated as carboxypeptidase vitellogenic like. The record is from RefSeq and is a predicted model, not a curated record. The transcript has 13 exons. NCBI's taxonomy places the organism in Eukaryota, Metazoa, Chordata, Actinopteri, Syngnathiformes, Syngnathidae. Bases 111 to 1562 code for a protein of 483 amino acids. Gene Ontology annotation, biological process: proteolysis. Gene Ontology annotation, molecular function: serine-type carboxypeptidase activity.